AUGCCUAAACGUCAACUAUCUGGUCAUCAGAAAAGAAUAAAGAAGCAAAAGACAGAAGCAUUAAUAAAUUCUCAAAAAGGGGCUAUUAAAAAGUUCUUUUCAAGCAACGAAAAUGUACAAAGUUCAGUCGAAGAACACGAAAAUUUGGUGAUUGAUGUCGCUGAAAACUUGGAGAAUGAAGAACAAGUAGAAGAAGAAUGUGGGGAUUUGGGCAGUUCUUUUCAAGCAACGAAAAUGUACAAAGUUCAGUCGAAGAACACGAAAAUUUGUUCGAGGGAUGUCAAUCAAAAUGAAGACUUGAAUGUUGAAUGCUCUCCUGUGAACAUUGAUGAUCCAUGUAAUUGGGAUAACAUGGAUCAAAAAUUAAGGGACUUAUUGGUUGAAAGAGGUCCCGUAAGAAGAAAUGGUGAUGCUACCUUUCCUAAGGAUGACAAUGAGAAGAGUAGACAUUUCUCUUCUGUGCACUAUAUUCGCCAUUUACCCAAUGGAGAGAAACAUGAUAGAAAAUGGUUAGUAUAUUCGGAGGCCUUGAAUAAAGUAUUUUGCUUUUGUUGCAAAUUAUUCAAGAAUGAAGGAAACAAGACUCAAUUGGCCAAUGAUGGAUUUCAAGAUUGGAAAAAUAUUGGUGAUAGGAUUAAAAGUCAUGAAACUAAUUGGGAGCACCUCACGUGCAUGAACAAAUGGAUUGAGUUAGAGAGAAGAUUUCAGAAGAAUCAAACAAUUGACAAAAGUGUUCAAGAAUGA
Molecule: messenger RNA, 744 nt
Organism: Rhododendron vialii
Lineage: Eukaryota; Viridiplantae; Streptophyta; Magnoliopsida; Ericales; Ericaceae
Exons: 2
Coding region: 1-744 (247 amino acids)
Source: RefSeq, a predicted model, not a curated record